UCACGUGAUCUGUGUCGAUUUCACAACACUGUGGAAACAGCAAAUGAAAGAUAGACAUGGCGCUUGGUGAAUGUGUAGGACUUGUGUCUAGCGACAACAGGUCUCAAGUUCCUUUAAAAUCAGUAUCAACGGAUGUGACAAUUCAAGCUUUUGUAGCAAGAGUUGAGGCGACCUUGACCUAUCUCAACAAUGAAGACAACUGCAUGGAAGUGGCAUAUGUCUUUCCAAUGGAUGAUCACAGUGCUGUCUACAAGCUCAUAGCUGACAUUAAUGGAAGGAAGAUUGUUGCAGAGUGCCAAGAAAAACAGCAAGCAAAAGAAACCUACCAAGAGGCAGUGAGGUCAGGACACACAGCCAUGUUGUUGGAGGAAGAUGACAGAGCGGGUGAUAUCUUCAAGUGCAUGUUGGGAAAUCUACCCCCAAAGUCGGAAGCUGUACUCCAGUUUGCCUACAUCAGUGAGCUGACUGUGGAGGUUGAUGGCUCCCUCAAAUUUUUGCUGCCAGCAGUGCUCAACCCUCGAUACACCCCAGCAGACAAGGUUGCCACUAAAGACAAUAUCAUCCCCUUUGUGAGUUCCAUGCACUUAGCAUACAGUAUGGACUUCAAGGCAAAAAUCAUAUCUGAAGAUAAAAUCCUGAAAGUAUCAUCUGAACAUGACACACUACAAACACUUAUGAAAAUGGAGGAAUCAAGAAACAUCAUGGAGGUGAAACUGGCAACACCUUUUGUGUGUGACCAUGAUCUCACUCUCUCAACAUCUUCUAUGAGAAUGUCCACAAGCCACAGAGAGCAAGGACACAAGAGGAAGGUGCAGGCAAUUUUUUCAAGAAGAAUGUGUUGAUGGUUAACUUGUACCCCAAGUUUGGUGAGAGUGCAGUAUUCGAGAAUGGAGAAUUCAUAUUUGUCAUUGACAGGUCAGGUAGUAUGCAUGGUGAUCAGAUGAACAGUGCCAAGCAGGCCCUGCUGUUUCUUUCCUCAAGAGUCUGCCAGUUGGAUGCUACUUCAACAUCAUCAUAGCCUCGCAGCUCAUAUAGCUGCUUGUUUCCU
This is a messenger RNA of Haliotis rubra (blacklip abalone), 1048 nucleotides long. RefSeq names its product von Willebrand factor A domain-containing protein 5A-like. The coding region runs from base 57 to 842 and encodes 261 amino acids. Lineage: Eukaryota; Metazoa; Mollusca; Gastropoda; Lepetellida; Haliotidae. The record is from RefSeq and is a predicted model, not a curated record. The transcript has 7 exons.